AUGGAGCCCUAUGACAAUAGCUUCAGGCAUGCCAAGCUACCACCGGGGUAUAUUCGUGUGCUCGAGUUACAAGCCUCGACUUCCGUCGAUGCAGCCUUAUCCUGUCGACUUAGAGUGCAGACCAUUACUGACGAGCCUUACGAGGCUUUGUCCUAUGUAUGGGGUAAGCCGACUGUCUUUCACAGCACCAUUUGGUGUGUAGAUGAGGACCAUCCCGACACAGAAGGCGGCGUGCUGCACAUUGGCGCCAACUUGGCCACGGCGCUUCGCGCCUACCGCCCUCUAGAUCACGCCAGACGAAUAUGGGCCGAUGCUAUCUGCAUCCAGCAGGAUGACUCGGACGAGCGCCUGUCUCAGGUUCGCAUGAUGGGUGACAUUUUCCGCAGUGCGACGAGAGUUUUAUGCUGGCUCGGGGCUUUCCAGGACCCAGCAACGUGCGAGUUCCUAGCACUGACUGCAAUACACUUUCUGCGAGAGUUCAACAAAGACCAAAAUAGUCAUUUGCGGCAGAUUCAGUCCGCUAUACAAAGAAGAAAGACGCAAACUAAAGAACACUUGACCGAAGGGAGCGAUGAAGAGCAAAAGCUGUUCACGACAUGGCGUGCUGUCAAGACAUUCUUCGACUGUGAGUACUUUCAUCGCGCCUGGAUUAUCCAGGAAAUUGGUCUCGCUCGCCGCGCCUGGCUCGCUUGGGGCCGCAGCAAUGUCUGCAUCGACUGGGACGAAGUGGCCCAAUUCGUUUUGUUUCUGGACGAGAAUGGCGCGUCCGUCAUCAACGAGCUCGGCCUCAAGUCGUGGGUCUGCAACCACAUCAACCUUGUGUGGUCAAACAAGUCUGACGGCACGCCAGCGUACGACUUUUCCGAGGUCCUACACUGGGCACGCGUCCACCUCUCCACGGAUCCGCGCGACUACGUCUACUCGCUCCUGGGCCAUCCGAGCGCUGUGGUGAGCGGCCAGCUGCUCAUCGAGCCGGUGUACACCAUUCCCACAGCACAAGUGUAUACAAACCUCGUUGUCAAUACCGUCCGGCGCACACGCAGCUUGCACAUUCUCGCCUUUGUCGACCACGGCGAGGAGCCAAACCCAAUGGGCCUCCCAACGUGGGUGCCCGAUUGGCACGCCUUGAAUCUCGUCGCACCGCUCAAAUGCCCUACCCGUGCCGCUUCGCCAGAAUACCUCUCCGUGAUUGUAGACGAAAACUCGAGAUCCACGCCCGCUCUGCGCUGUCGGGGUGCCAUUGUCGGUACGUUGCGCGCACGCUCGGACAUGAUAUCCCCCAAAGAGCUUGCCAUUACAGACUACGCCGCCGAAGUCAAGAAGCAGCUCCCGUUCCUGCUCGACCGCAUCUACGCCCAGCUCGUCCUCACCCAGCCCGCCGCGACGCGACCCAGCGCACUGUCCUUCAUCUCUGCCCUGAGCUUCAUCCUCACGGGCGCCUUUCGCGGUACCACGCCCGCCGCGUCAGGCGCCGCGCGGGACCAGCAGCGCGCCGACUGCGCCGCCCACGCCGUCAAGGCCGAGGACCUGCGUGCAGCCUGCGCCACGGCCCAGCCGGGCGCCUUUUUGGGCAGCAUCUCUGUCGAAGAAAGACUGCGGGUGAAGGCGCUCGCGGCGACGGGUUGCGCGACGCAGAUUGUGCAGGACAUGACGUGGACGUCCAUGUGUCGGCGAGUAUUCAUCACUCGAGACGGCCAGCUUGGCCUUGGGCCGCGCACGGUAGCCGACGGCGACGUGGUGACCGUCCUGCCCGGCUCCAAGUAUCCCCUUGUUCUUCGGCAAACGGCGGCACGAACCGCCGAGACCGAGUAUGAGCUUGUUGGGCCGGCGCUGCUGUAUGGCUUCAUGGACAAUGAAGUCGCGAAAGCGCCGAAUGGGGCGUUUGUAGAGCAAGAAUUGUGUCUAGUUUGA
Messenger RNA from Beauveria bassiana ARSEF 2860, 1911 nucleotides. Its product is annotated as heterokaryon incompatibility protein. NCBI's taxonomy places the organism in Eukaryota, Fungi, Ascomycota, Sordariomycetes, Hypocreales, Cordycipitaceae. The transcript has a single exon. The coding region runs from base 1 to 1911 and encodes 636 amino acids. The record is from RefSeq and is a predicted model, not a curated record.